UUGAGUACAUAACAUAACCAUGUACUUUUGUUUCUCUACCUUUAAGCAAAUUCCUCAUCUGAUCUUACAGGCAUUACUUGUCUGGAUGCCCCAGACGGCAUGUUUUAAGUUCAGUCCUCUUAAACGCUGGUGUCAAACGUCCUUCGCAAAACAUUUACUUAUAAGUUAGAUCCUUUUCACUCUACUUCUCAAGAAUGGCACAGCAAACAAUAACCUUUUUCUCUUUCGUGCUGGUGAUAUUACUCAGCAUGAUUCUUUUCAUGAUGUCUCUGGGAUAUUUACCAGAAAGCGUCAGAUACAGAUGGAUAGCCAUGUCGGGAAUCAAAAGAUUCAGCGGAGGCAACAUGUUUUAUGAAAAUCUCAAAUUACAGCAAAAUGAAGGAAACGCGACCCAACCUUUGUUCACCACAACAUGGACUUUAAAUACUACUGAAACAACAACAUGGGAGUCAGUGACAAUGUCAAAGACGAAUGAGACGAAACGGUCUCCUGCUGAACAUCCCAUUCCAGUUAUACGCAAAAGCUCCUUCAAAAAACUUCCUCUGUGGAACUUUGACGAUAUUUAUAAUUUGGAUGCCCCGCCUAGACCUAUGACAUGUGCCCAGUCUCUGCGAAACUCCGAGGACAAGGCCUUCCAGAAAGCUUUCCUUCCCAACGUACGCAUGUUUCUGCACAAAGAUAACAUCAACAUGAGAGAGUGGAACCGGCUUUCGCAUUUCAACAAUCCUUAUGGUUUUAUGGACAUGAAGUAUGAGGAUGUAUGGCCUGUGUUGAAGAUGAUCCCAAAGCCAAAAGAGCCGCUGCUCCUUCCAAAACCAGGCGGGGAUGGCUGUGUGCACUGUGCCGUGGUGGGGACUGGUGGCAUUCUGAAUGGCUCCAAAAUGGGAGCUGAGAUUGAUGCUCAUGACUACGUCUUUCGGAUGAAUGGUGCGGUGAUCAAAGGUUACGAGGAAGACGUGGGGAACAGGACAUCAGUGUAUGUUCACACAUCGCACUCAAUCACUGCCUCACUUUAUAUAUUCAAGAAGUACGGAUACAUGUCCGCCCCACAUGACGAGGGUAUAAAGUAUGUCAUGAUUCCUGAGGGGUUGAGGGAUUACCGGUGGCUCAAAGGUCUUAUCGGAGGGGAAAAUCUGUCUAAAAAAAACCCAAGAACCUACUAUUCAGGACGGUACAAUGAGAGCAACUUCUAUGUUCUGCACCAGGACUUUCUGAGAUACGUACGGAACAGGUUUUUAAAAUCAAACAAUCUUAACCGAGGAUACUGGGCAAUUGUCCGACCAACCAAUGGGGCAUUUGCUAUCUUUACAGCUCUGCACGCUUGUGACACAGUCAGUGCGUAUGGAUUCAUGACACAAGACUAUGCAAAAUACCCCAAUUAUUAUGCUCAGAGGAACCAGAAAACCAGAGUCAUUUUCUACGCCAACCAUGACUACAUUCAGGAAAUGAAGCUAUGGAAGAGCCUUCAUGACAGAAAAAUACUGAAGCUGUUUCAAAGAACUGAAAAAAAAGAUCGGACACCGAAGCAGCCCUGAAACACUGAGAAUGAUAGUUACAGCAUCAAGAAAUAAAGCAAACUGUUUAAAUGUGGUGAAGUCUUACAAAAAACAUCACAUACAGAGGCUUUAAUAACUCUAUGUUUCAUGGUUUUUGAUGAAUAAAUUAAAUUAAGUGUAUAGACCAGUCAGAGCUUUUGGUCUGAAGGCUGCCGGCAGCAUUACAAACAAAAGUUUACAUUC
This is a messenger RNA of Fundulus heteroclitus (mummichog), 1739 nucleotides long. Its product is annotated as alpha-N-acetylgalactosaminide alpha-2,6-sialyltransferase 1. The record is from RefSeq and is a predicted model, not a curated record. Gene Ontology annotation, molecular function: sialyltransferase activity. The coding region runs from base 195 to 1535 and encodes 446 amino acids. The transcript is spliced from 9 exons. Lineage: Eukaryota; Metazoa; Chordata; Actinopteri; Cyprinodontiformes; Fundulidae.